GGAUUGAUGUGAUUGGCUGAUUCUAACCGCGCAGACUCCUGGGAAAGCGCGAUGUUCAAAUUUGUUUCCGGUUUCAUUCUGCUUCGGUCGGUACGGCAGACAUGGAGCGACAUCAUACCAGUGUCACAAGGACUCCCCUCAACAAUGUUGCAGUUAAGAGGAGGAGCAAAAGUAAGAGCUACCGGCUGUCCUACCGCAGCUGCUUAGGUGCUGCUUCACGACUCUGCUUAACUCCAGCGCUGACGGCACGUAGGCUCACCACCAGCAGAAGGGCUCCAAAGUCACACAACAUCACUGUGAGUCAACCCAAUGAGAAGGUGAAUCCGGAGCAGCUGGCCUUGCUGGUGAAAACGGAGUGGCAGCUGUCCUAUGUUACUCCUCUCUAUCAGUUCAGACACACCCAGCUGAAGAGCUACUCCAGGCAGCUCUCAGCAUUUAUUGCUGCAGAGAAGCAGCAGGGUUUGGCAGUGGAAGUGGAGGGACCGCAGAGCAGCUUCAGAGUCUCCUUCUCUCUGGUGCAGGGGAUGGCAGAGGCGGAUGAUGAUGCUGAGACUGUCCUCAUACAGAUCCAUUCAAAGUCUUUGUUUGCCAGGCAGGACGAGCCACAGAGAUCAGUAUGGAGCGGCUGGCUGACCUGCAUCAACGGAAACCCUGAAUACCUGCGCUCACUUCCAAAGGACUUCAUCUGUCUGCCGCUCUUCGGCAGCAGUGGGACCGAGGGUCUCACUACUUUGGUCAAAUCCUGGUUCCAGCAGACCUUCGACUGCUGCUUUGGCCCCCUGGAAAUCAGCCAUACGAGCCUACAAUGGAUGGUGGUAUUAUGGACUAACUGCCACACCGAGUCCAGCAUCCAGCACCUCAAAAUGAUUUGGACUCUUCCGGUUGCGCCGCCGCUGCAGGUCACCUACACAGUUAACCCCCAAGAUGCCUGGGAGCUGUGGAGCAGUGUGAGAAAGGAUCUACAGGAGGAGAGUAAUGGAGGGGAGGAGGAGGAGAAUAGUAUUGAUAUUGAGGAGGUGAUGAGGUUCAUGCAGGGGCUGAAGAGCCACUUCUACAGACACUUCAGGCUGGAUCUGUCAGCGGGAAGCCUGAACCAGGUCUCCACGGCACUGGGCUCAGCCAAGUACAGCGGCAGGAUCAAGAUCACCAACAGCAGAUACAUGAUCACCACCCUGACGCUACUGACAGAGUGUGCCCUCCUCAAAAUGCCCAUCUGACAGAAUAAACCCAUUUUACGCCACCAGGAAAUGCAAUAUUGCAAUAGCAGCAUUCAUAUGAAAAGAAGACUGAACAUGCAGCUUUGUAUUGCAGAUUGCUUUUUUUAUAUAUAUAUAUAAACAAAGCCAAACAUCUUUGUUUUGGUUUUUUUUUGUUUUUUAAACCUCAUUUCCACACAUGAAAUGGAAAGUUAUUUUUGCAAUAUUCUAUUUAAUCAAAGCACAACAGAGUUAUAUUCUGGCUAUUUUUCCUCUCAUUUUCCAGCAUCUAAAAACAGGAAAUCUUGUGGCCAUAAUUAUGACUGGGUAUUGAGGAAAACAUUCUAGUCUUCCUAGUUUACAAUGUUGUCCACUUUGUCUGUGCUGGCAGACAUGCUUAGGUUCCACCCCCUUUUGUAAAUACUACUCUGUAUAUAUUCUUGUCCAGCUGUUUAUAUAUUUUUGUCAUUUAUAGUUGUAAAUAAAAAAACCCCUUCCAAGCAGCAGUGGGUCCAUUUUGUUA
Messenger RNA from Siniperca chuatsi (mandarin fish), 1719 nucleotides. It is a transcript of the gene cenpl, whose product is annotated as centromere protein L. NCBI's taxonomy places the organism in Eukaryota, Metazoa, Chordata, Actinopteri, Centrarchiformes, Sinipercidae. The transcript has 5 exons. The record is from RefSeq and is a predicted model, not a curated record. Bases 102 to 1217 code for a protein of 371 amino acids.